AUGGUUGUAAGGUGUCAGCGGUACUGCGGUCGAGGCCACGCUCAAGCGUCAUGUUUCGUGAGUGUCCUUGCCCGCCUUGAGCAGACACAGUUGCGACACUUUUGCCGGGCUGGUACCUUUUCUACACGUCGAGUUUGUCCCGCAGUGCAUCAGAAACCGUUAAUCGUUUGCUCUGGUGACGAGCGCAGGGACCCGCCGCACAGUUUGCCCAAGACUGACGGUGAGAGGAACAAGAGAACCAGUCGUUUCACCGAGGAGGAGCUACGGCGACUGUCGCAACUGGUCCAGGCAGAGCUCUUUCGCGAUGAACAGAAGCCUUUGGAUGUUCUAGCGGAUGCAGACUUGGCGGGGAAUGCGUCUUCUGGGGCUCACGCGACGCCGGUUCGGGUGAACGUUGACCUGGGGCUCUACAGGGCUCGCCGCGCGGCACAACGUGGCCGCUUUGACCUUGCUCGUGCUUUGUAUUUGCGUUGUUUGGAGUGGGACGUAAGCGAAGGCCGCGCUUGGCUCGGACUCGCCCGCCUUGCAGAACGUGCCAAUAACUUCGCUCUUGCACGUAGGCUCUUCCAAUACGGGGUGCGGUUCGCAGCGACAACGGUGACGGCGACAACUCCGGGAACUGGUACCAGCCAGGACGCAACUGUAUCGGAAAGGGCGACGUCGUCGACUGAGGAGGAAUCGCGCCCUGCUUCUAGGGAGACUGCGAACGCGCGCAGGCCAAGGCGUGCACGCGUAGCACCGACGUUGAACGGAUCACCAUCCGUCAAUAUUCAUCUCCUACAGGCCUGGGCGGUUAUGGAGGAGUCCGCGGGCAACGUGGAUCGGGCGAGAAAGCUCCUUCGUUCGGCGCUUCGGGCGGCACCACAUCACGUCGCAUCGCUGGUGGCUUUCGCCAUGCUCGAACAUCGCCAAGGAAACGAUGAAGCCGCGUUGCUCUAUGUCUCAGAAGCGAACAAAGUCGAUCCUGAGAACUACUAUGCUUUGCAUGUACGGGGCCUCAUUGAAUGGCGGGCUUUCCGUCGGUACGAAGUUGCCCGUCGUGCUUUUGAAAAGAGCCUCGCACUUAAUCCCUCCAAUUCCGUGACGUACCAUGCCUAUGCUUGUAUGGAGGCCUGGGCCCUGGGCAACGUCCAGCGCGCACGCGAGCUCUUUGAUACUGCUUUGAAGAAGGGGAAUCCACGGAAUCGUUUCAUCCUGCAGAGCUGGGCGCUUUUAGAGGCCGAGAAAGCUGAUGAUCUGCAGGCAGCUCGAGCGCUGUUCGCAAAGGGCACGCAGGCGCACCCACGAGAUGCAGCGAUCUGGCAAUCCUGGGCACUCGUCGAAGCCCGGAGAGCUAAAGACGUGGAGAAAGCUCGAAAACUGUUCGCUGCUGCGCUGCACGCAGACCCACAGCAUUUGGCAGCGUGGCAGGCGUGGGCCAUGCUAGAAGCCGACGCAUCCCGCGGUGGCAGCGGCAUCGAGGAGGCCCGGAAGCUCUUCCAGAGAGCAGUGUGGGCAGCACCGGAUUCGCCCGAUAUCGGUCGUGUCUGGCAUGCCUGGGCAACAGCGGAGUUCACCUACGCUCGAGAUCUGGAAAGGGCCCGGCGCUGUUGCCAACUGGGCCUCGAAGCCGAGGAACGAAUCCGCGAUCCGGCCAAUACCAGUGACGUUGACGGAAGAGCAGUAUGGAGCCCGUUUGGUGUUUCGCCAGGACAAUCCGGCUCGGGGACCAGCGUCCAGAAUUUUAUGGUCGAGACUGAGGGUAUCCAGGAUUUACCGCUGAUUGCAGCUGGUUCCUCGUAUUUGCGAAGACAGCGAUUGCGGGGACGUGGCGGUUCUUUGCGGAAGCGCUCGCAAACACGCUGCCGCCACGGUGCAUUGCCGAUGCUAUACACACUCCUGGGUCAGAUUGAGGCGCUGUGCGAGAACAUUGCAGCCGCGCGUAGAUGCUUUGAAAAAGCUGUGGAAAUGGAUCCUGGCAAUUCCGAUAUCUGGGAAGCGUACGAGAACAUGGAGAGGGAUCACGGCGGCGGUGCCGUUGCAGCGCAAGCUGUAAGUCAACGCGCCCUCAUCGCCACGAGUGCUCUGGAGAGGAGUCGAGCGCGGAUCGCAGCCGCCAGGGCCACAGACCUGAGCCAAGAUGACAACACGAACAGGAUGAAUGAGCGCUCCACAGACCCCGCUCUUUCCGUGAACGAGCUGCCGAUCCAGCUCACUGAACCGCAACCGGGAGACUUUGCCUCAACUGGCACCUGGAUUGAGUAUCGGGAGCUGUUACGACUGAGUCACUCGGAGGUGACACGACGGCUCCGCCAAGGCCCGUAG
This is a messenger RNA of Cyanidioschyzon merolae strain 10D, 2304 nucleotides long. Its product is annotated as similar to psbB mRNA maturation factor Mbb1. The coding region runs from base 1 to 2304 and encodes 767 amino acids. Lineage: Eukaryota; Rhodophyta; Bangiophyceae; Cyanidiales; Cyanidiaceae. Gene Ontology annotation, molecular function: mRNA binding; protein binding. The transcript has a single exon. The record is from RefSeq and is a predicted model, not a curated record. Gene Ontology annotation, biological process: mRNA processing.